ACGGAGCGGACGCCGCUAAUGGCGGCCGGAGUGGGGGAGAGAGGGGCGAAAGGGCGGCCCUAGAGGAGAGAGAGAGAGAGAGGGAGAGCGGGGCUGGAGGGGCCGGAGGGAAGGGGAGACCAUGGACCAGACGCAGCCGCUGGACUGGCAGCCGGAGGAGGAGGAGGAGGAGCGGCCCCGCCAGGCGGCCCGGGAUGAGGAGCCCCGCGGGCGCCUCCAGGUGGUGGUGGGCAACUGUGACAGCGAGAAAGAGUUCCCGGUGUACAGAGGGGACAAUGUGAUCGGGCGGCACGAGAGCUGCGGUGUGCGCCUGGCGGCCCAGUCGGUGUCAAAGCGACACGCGGUCAUCGAGGUGGACGAUGACGGGCACCUGAUCUACGACUGCAACAGCCUGAACAAGACUCGCCGUGUCCGGCGCGUGCUGAAGCCGGGCGUGCGGUACGCCCUGCGCGACGGGGACCUGCUGCUGUUCGCCGACGUGGCCUGUCGCUACUUCUUGGUGCCCCGCUGGAGCUCGGGCUCGGGCUCGGGCGGGAGGACGGAGACGCGGGGAGGGGAGGCCGAGACGGAGGCUGGCGAUUCCGAGGACGAUUCGCUGGCACUGUCGCCCACCCAGAACUACCAGGCCAAGCUCGAGAGGACACCUUUCCCCCUGCGGACGCCGCAGGCCGGAGUCUACGUGCAGGAUUCGGACGACGAGGAGACUUCGGCAAGGAACAAGGCACAUCCCGGCACUUCCGGAUUGAACUCUACGCAAGGUUUCGGCAGCCAAUCCCGGUCCAAAUUCCAAACUCCGUCAAACACAGUUGUCCCUGAAAGCGACGAUGAGGGUCCGGGCAGCUCAUCGCCCUGUAGCCCCUUCGAGGGGCUUCACUCCGCGAGCGGGAGCGACACGGCCCAGGAUGGGGGGGGGAGCGGGGGAGGGCAGACGCCCGCCGGGACCCCCUCCCUCCCCGGGCCUCACCGGCUAGACUUCCUGCCGUCCCUGAGCGAGAGCGAGAGCGGGGCCGAGGGGGAGGAGGAACCAAGCUCCGUCACCGAGGAGGGGGCCGCCUCGGGGACGGUUUGCACCGCCGGUCAGGAAGCCCCGGCCGAACCCGGGGGCCACCCGUUGGAAAGCCCAUCGGCACCUGGGCUCUUGCCGUACUUUAACCUGGACAGUGACAGCGAGGAGGGGGAGGAGGGGGCGGGGACGGGUUCGGGACCCCAGGCAGUGGCUGCCCCUCUUUUCCGCCUCCCUGAGCCCCGGGGGAACAACAACAACAACAACAGCAGCAGCAGCGGCUCAGGGAACGGGCCCCCCUGCUCCAGGGAGGGGCGGAGCACCAGGGCCGGACCUGAGCGAGGGCAGCGAUACCGACGUGGAGGAAGACGGCAAGUGGGAGCUGGGGAAGGCGAGCGAGGAUGAGCUCCUGAAGGGAGACAGCGACACGGACAUCGACGAAGACAUCAGCGAAACGUACACGCUGGAGCUCACCCAGAGUUACAUCGCGCCCACGCCAAGCGCCCGGAAGGAGCGAGAGGAGGACCGAGCGGAGGAAACACGCACGUACGGGGUCGAUCGAAGCACCCAGUCUGGAAGCCCUGAAGGUGGGCUUCCGGGCCAGUCGGUGGAGCCGAGCCGGAGGAGCCCACGGAGGGCGCAUCGACCCCUGAGGACACGGGCUCCCUCCUCUCGGAGAACGACCCGGCCCGGGCAGGCGAGGCCGAGGAACCGACGCAGGACUUCAGGUCUCCGGGCUGGGCCGGCGCCGGAGGCA
Molecule: messenger RNA, 1760 nt
Organism: Callorhinchus milii (elephant shark)
Lineage: Eukaryota; Metazoa; Chordata; Chondrichthyes; Chimaeriformes; Callorhinchidae
Product: mediator of DNA damage checkpoint protein 1-like
Exons: 7
Coding region: 122-1408 (428 amino acids)
Molecular function (GO): protein binding
Source: RefSeq, a predicted model, not a curated record